Phycomyces blakesleeanus NRRL 1555(-) is the source of this 1203-nucleotide messenger RNA. RefSeq lists its product as hypothetical. NCBI's taxonomy places the organism in Eukaryota, Fungi, Mucoromycota, Mucoromycetes, Mucorales, Phycomycetaceae. Bases 1 to 1203 code for a protein of 400 amino acids. The transcript is spliced from 4 exons. The record is from RefSeq and is a predicted model, not a curated record.
AUGAACAAUACAGACAAUACAGUGAUUCAGUUGCUUCAAGGAAUACAAGCUGCACUUAUUCCCCUAAAGAGUGGUCAAGAAGCAUUGCUAGGCCGUCAAGAAGCAUUAGAAAAAAGACAAGAUGCAAUGCAACUUCAAAUGACAAGUUUUUACAAUGAAUUUAAAGAUCGGGAAUUUCCAGAUAGAACUAUUGUAACCUCUACCAGUACUCUUACUGGCAUCAUUCCAAGACCCAUAUCAAAAAUCAACGAUAUAACUUUAAAGCAUAUAUACAAGAUGAUAACAGACAAUCUUAGAAUAGAAUUGACCGAGGAAACCAAGAGAAUUGUUAACACAUGUACCAAGGUCAUAUGUGAUCAACUGGCAGCUCUUCCAUCUGUUCAGGAUCUUGGAACAAACCCUGGCUGGUCAUUGCUUCCUCAAGAGGAUAAAAACAGGCUGUGUAUCAAUCAUUCCAUCAUACUCAGAGACAAUGGAAUCGAUUUUACCAGAUGCCACAGAAACUGGGCAUCAAUUGCAAGGGUUAGCCAGCUCUGGAGAGGGCGUAAGAAGCGAGAAUACUCUGGGAUGGUCUUUUUGCUGUGCUACAACAGGGACGAAGCUAUGACUCUCGCAGAAGAUCAACAAGAACGCGCCGCCUUUAAGGCCACCAUUGCUGACUUAACCAGAAAUUUGGAAAAACUGGCUACUGACUACCAGUCAGUAAUGGAAAAGCUUAAUAGCUUACUCGCCAAGCACGACGCCAGCACUACCAGAGCCACCUUUGCACCCACUAGUAAAGACUUACUGAUGGCAUCUAAGCAUGCCCCAAAAACCCUGAUGAACAACGACAGCAGCAACAAUUGCACCCGAUGUGCCAGCUGCAACCCCGUCACUGACAACAGCAGCAAAAACAACAGAAGCAGCAAUAUCACUACAGGUAGCACUGCCACACCCACCCAGACUUCAUAUGCUACGCAAACCAAGAAGGGCAUAGAUGCCAAACAGGCCAAGCAGAAAGUCCAAGUCCGCAGAGUCCAGGGACAACAACUCCUCCAAAAACCCACUAACCCAUCUGAGUACGAAUUUGUCUACCUCCUGGCCAAAAGAUAUGUUAAGUACCAGGAAAUGAGAAAGAUCUUCAGUUCCUUCAAGAUCCCCACUUCUCACAUCCUUGACAUCCAAUUCCCGGCCAGAGGGACAGUGGCCCUUGACAAGUGUUGA